AUGUUUCCGGCCGACCUCACGGUUUCCGUUGACGACCUGCCGUACCUGCUGACUUCAGCUCGGGCCAACAUUGACGGCUGCGUCGAGGGGCUGCAGGAAUUCGCGCCGGAUGCGUUGGACACGGCUCCGGGAGUGCGGCUCCAGGGGGAGGUUACGCUCAUUACAGUCACAGUCACCGCAGCUCACGCGUUUUCCCCUUCCGCAAGUGACGACCUUUUCGAAGACGACGAGCUUUCCGUCUCCGCUGGAGGAAAUGAUUCCGCCGAUGAUUCCGCUGACUACUCCGCGGACACUUACGAGUACGAUUACGCUUCACCCCCUCGCCGCCGGAUGACGACAGAAACGGACCAAUCAGGCGACAGCGGCGCGCCUGAGUGGGUAACCCUGGGGCUGUUCGAGCACCUGAAGAGAAUUCAGGCGGCUCAUAUGCGCGGGGGGAGCGCGGGCGGCGCGGGUGAAUUGGGGGGCGCGCGGAGACUUCUCGGCCUUGAUGACGCAGGUGUGGAUCAUGCUUAUGGCGGGGAUGCGGGUGAUUCUUACGAUGCUGGUGAUCAGCUUCGGAGGGGGCUUCAAACUUCGGGUUCGGGUUCGGGUUCAGGUUCGGUCUCCAGAAGCGUCGGCAAGCAGAGCCAGGGCGGGCAUCACGGCGGGACGGGCGGGCAUCACGACGGGAAGAACGGCGGGAAGAACGGUGGGAAGAACGGCGGAAAUACCGGAGGGAAGAACGGCGGAAAUACCGGAGGGAAGAACGGCGGAAAUACCGGAGGGAAGAACGGCGGAAAUAUCGGAGGGAAGAACGGCGGAAAUACCGGAGGGAAGAACGGCGGAAAUACCGGAGGGAAGAACGGCGGAAAUACCGGAGGGAAGAACGGCGGAAAUACCGGAGGGAAGAACGGCGGAAAUACCGGAGGGAAGAACGGGGGAAAUACCGGAGGGAAACCCGGCGGGAAACCGGGCGUGAAUAUGGGAGGACUUCUGGAUACCGGGGACUUCAAGGGCGAGUACACCAGCCUGCUGCCGCCUCAGGUGGAUGCGAUUGUCGCUAAGGACGGCUCCGGCACGCACAAGACGCUCACGGCUGCAAUUGGAUCCGCACCAAUGAAAGGCACGUUUGUUGUUUUCAUCAAGGCCGGAGUGUACAACGAGCAGAUUCUCUUUGACAACAAGGGGAUUGUUUUGGUCGGUGAAGGGAUUGGCAACACCAUUAUUACUGGCAAGAAGAGUGUGAAUGGCGGAUCAACCACCUACAACUCUGCUACCAUUGGCGCCAACAAGGGGAUGCUGACAGCACUCGGGAUAACCGUCCGAAACACGGCGGGGCCGGCGGGCGAGCAGGCAGUGGCUCUACGUUCCAAGGACCUCUCCGCCUUCUUCGAAUGCGAGUUUGACGGUUCCCAAGACACGCUCUACCCGCACAGCGGGCGGCAGUACUUCCGCGACUGCCGCGUCGGCGGCACCGUUGACUUCAUUUUUGGGAAAUCCGCGGCUGUUUUCGACCGCCCGCAAAUCAGGCUUCAUAAGGACGAUCCGGUGAUUAUCACCGCGCCGCAGAACGACCCCAAGUAUCCGGAUCCCAAGGGGAUAAUUAUCCGAAAUGCGGUGAUCUCUUCGGACGCGGGUGUGGGGAAGGCGUAUCUGGGCCGGCCGUGGACCAACACAGGGACUUCCAUUUUCAUCAACUGCUUCCUUCCCAAGGAGAUCCAACCUGACGGUUGGCUGACGUGGGACGCUGAUACCGUGAAGCUCGCCAAGAAGAACGGCGUGUUCUUCGCUGAAUUCCAGAGCACCGGGCCCGGAGCGCGCAUGCCGCGUGCCAGCUGGGUGUCGCCGCAGAGGAUCAGCAACCCCGCGAAAUUUACGGCAGAGGCUUUCCUCGGCUGGACGAGCUCCGGCUGGGCUGGGGUGGGGCAAGAACCUGACGUUGACAACAGCGGGAAGUGA
Molecule: messenger RNA, 1941 nt
Organism: Closterium sp. Naga37s-1
Lineage: Eukaryota; Viridiplantae; Streptophyta; Zygnematophyceae; Desmidiales; Closteriaceae
Source: the annotation of a GenBank genome assembly